AUACAACACAAGUUUAGCUGAAUGGUUGACAAUGAAACCAAACUUGCCCACCUCUUCCUUGAUUCCAUUUCCACCCACACAUUUAAAAUCCCCCCUUUCCCCCUUCACAUCUUCCACCUUCACUUUCAUGGUUUCCAUGGUGGGCCCUACAUAACUCCAUUUCAUUGGGUUUACUUAUGUAUCUAAGAUCACCACAUCUCAUACAAGAUACUCCUUAGUCUUUACCAUUGUUAGUGGAGUUUGUUUAGCACUUGAAAAAAGCGUCGCUAAUUGAACAAUCUUGACACUUUUGACAUGAAUACGCCGCAGUCCAAUACUCCACCUAGUACGUCCGGAGAAGGGUCAUCGGGAAAGAAAGUAAGGAAGCCUUAUACAAUCACUAAGUCUCGUGAGAGUUGGACAGAUGAAGAACAUGAUAAAUUUCUUGAAGCUCUUCAACUGUUUGAUCGUGAUUGGAAGAAAAUUGAAGAUUUUGUCGGUUCAAAAACUGUGAUUCAGAUUAGAAGCCAUGCCCAGAAAUAUUUUUUAAAAGUUCAAAAAAAUGGUACUGCAGCACAUGUGCCACCACCUCGGCCUAAGCGUAAGGCGGCUCAUCCUUACCCCCAAAAAGCACCAAAAAAUGGUCAAUUGUCGGUGUCAGUGCCACCACAAACAGCCAUGCCCUAUUCUGCUUCCUUCAAUUCUAUUGCGCCUGGAUACCCUGCAUGGAGCGAUGGUUCAGUUCUCACAAACGCUACUACCGGUGGAUUCAUGUCACCCCAAGAAGAUUUUAAUCUUACUAUUGCUGAAGAUGUUGGGAAAAUGGGCGUUCCUAGAAUGAGUUGCAGCUCUGUAAGUGGUAUUGGGAGCUCAAACAAAUCUGUUCCAGCUUCAGAGUUAUUAAAGCAAGAGAAAAGCCCUGUAAUUCACGGUUUGCCGGAUUUUGCGGAGGUUUAUAACUUCAUAGGAAGUGUCUUCGACCCAGACACCAAGGGUCAUGUGCGGAAGCUCAAAGAGAUGGAUCCAAUCAAUUUUGAAACAGUAUUGUUGCUGAUGCGAAACCUGACUAUGAAUCUGUCUAGCCCUGAUUUUGAACCAAUUAAGAAGGUCUUUUCAUCUUAUGAUGUCUCCACCAAAUCCGUAACACUUGAUGGCGGAGUUGCCAAAAACCAGCCAACCGACAUGUCUUGUUAAGCUCGGAAAAUCUUCUUCUGUCUUAGUAGUUGGACGAUAACCUAAAGCUCAAGGAUUGCGGAAGCCAUAAUCGAACAAAUAAGAGUUUUGCAUGUUUCUGCCCAGUGCUCGCCCCUCCAAUCGUAUAACUUGUGUAUAUUCUUUGAAUUUCAUACCAAACGAACUUCGGAGGCCCCAAAAUAUUUCCUUAUUCCUAUUUUUGGCGCGAGUUGAGGAGGUCUUUGAUCGCGCGUUGUUUUGAAUUUGGUAGAUGAAAAACAAAUUUUGAAUAUGAUUUUAUUAGUAUUGAGGAAUUUUAUCUAAGGCGUUGUGUAGUUAAUGUGAAAUUUUUCUAGAGCAUUCUAGAAGUGUUGUACAAAUUCUUGUAUGGUAUUGGUGAAUAAUAUUAUGUACCACAAAAAAAUUGGUCUUUUAAAUACAUAUAUUGUCAAUUAAAACAUGAUAUUCAAAACUUCA
Amaranthus tricolor (Joseph's coat) is the source of this 1629-nucleotide messenger RNA. Its product is annotated as protein REVEILLE 8-like. The transcript is spliced from 9 exons. The record is from RefSeq and is a predicted model, not a curated record. The coding region runs from base 295 to 1173 and encodes 292 amino acids. Gene Ontology annotation, molecular function: DNA binding. Lineage: Eukaryota; Viridiplantae; Streptophyta; Magnoliopsida; Caryophyllales; Amaranthaceae.